UCCUCCUCCCUCAUCUCAGCAGGCCCAACGAAACGCACUGCCUCGCCUCGCCUCGCCGUGCACGAGUCUUAGCACAGUCGCCUCGCUGCCAGUCCAUUGCCCUCGUCUACCGCUACUGCGGCGACCAGUCGCUAAUGGCCGCCGUGCUCGCGAAACUUUAGGCGCGCGCGGCUAAACCCCUUGCCAUGGGCUCCCUCGACAACGGGGCCGGCGCGGCGGCGGAGAGCUACAAGCGCGGGCCCGUGCCGCUGCGGGCGCCCGCCGCGGGGGGAGGCGGCGCGCGGAGGGUGCGGGCUAGAUCCAGGCUCGCGCGCUUCCUGCUGUUCGAGAAGGUGGACUACCUCCAGUGGAUCGUCACCGCCGCCGCCUUCUUCUUCGUUGCCAUCGUCUUCGUCACGUUCCUCCCCGGGUCGGGCGUCGUCGAGCGCCCCACGCUGCUGCUCCCCUCGCGCCGCGCGGGAGUGGGCCGCGGUGGGACCGGGGCCGGCGACUCACUGCCCCGCGGUGGCUUCGUGGGGUUGGAAUUGGGCGGCGCGGGCGUGGUGUUCGAGCCGACGAGGCUGAGGGAGAGGUGGGCGAGGGAGCUGAGGGAGGAGGCGGAGAGCUUGGCGGGGCUCGGGACUCCCGUCAGGAGGGUCGGGGUCCGGAAGCCGCGGCUUGCCAUGGUGUUUGGGGACCUGUCUCCCAGCGCAAUACAGCUUCAUAUGGUUAGCGUCGCCUCGGUGCUGGAGGCCAUGGGCUACGAAAUGAAGGUUUUCUCAUUUGAGGAUGGCCCAUGUGGUAAUAUCUGGAGAACUAUUGGAGUACCAGUGAGCAUUUUACCUGGGGACACAAACUUACCUAAUUUUGUAGAUUGGUUAGACUAUGAUGGCAUACUUGUAAAUUCUAUUGAAGCAAGACCAGUAUUUUCGAGUCUUCUGCACGAGCCUUUCAAAUCCAUACCUGUCAUUUGGACUGUGCAUGAAUAUUCCCUUGCUCAUCGUAUUAAUGAAUAUAAUGCCAGUGGAAUGAUUCAGAUCAUAGAUGCUUGGAAAGAGGUCUUCAGCAGGUCAAAUGUUAUAGUUUUCCCAAACUAUAUAUUACCGGUGAUGUAUGCUGCAUUUGAUUCUGGUAACUACUUUGUGAUUCCAGGUUCUCCCGCAGAAGCAUUUCAGGCUGAUAGCUUUAUUGCCAAAAGUUACCUCCAAGAUGCGAGAAUCACCUUGGGCUUGGGUCCCAAAGACUUCUUAAUUUCCAUUGUUGGUACUCAAUUUUCGUAUGGUAGGAAUUUGAUGGAAGAGGCACUUGUCUUGCAAGCAAUAGGUCCUCUGUUACAGCAUUAUCGCUCUGAGAAUAGUACACAGUCUGAACUGAAAGUGAGGAUCUUCACUGGGAACAUAACCGAGAAGCAUUGGAUGGCCCUUGAGGCUGUUGCUUUGAGUGCUGGCUUCCCAAGAGGUGCAGUGGAGCACGUCGCUGCUGAAGAUAAGGACAACCUCCUUGGUAUAGCUGACGUUGUUAUAUAUGGUUCUUGUCUAGAGGAGCAAUCAUUCCCCAGUCUGCUGGUCCAAGCUAUGAGUCUCGAGAAGCUGGUUAUAGCUCCAGACCUUGGAAUUAUUAGAAAAUAUAUCAAUGAUGGGGUAAAUGGACUUCUGUUUCCAAGAAAGAAUAUUAGCAUGUUAACUCAAGUCCUGCUCCGAGUAGUGUCAAAUGGUAAAUUGUCUGUUUCAGGGCAGAAAAUUGCGUCAGUUGGAAAGGCCCAUGCCAAGAAUCUUAUGGCUUCUGAAACAAUUGAAGGUUAUGCUGUUCUAUUGGAAAAUGUUAUCAAGUUUCACACUGAUGUACGAUGCCCUUUAACUGCUGGUGAGAUACCUUCAGCUCUGAAACAAGAGUGGAAAUGGCAUUUAUUUGAGGAUGUGAAGCAUUUACACCGUAUGAAUGAAAGUUUGUCUGGCUACAAGAUACUCCAGAAACUAGAGGAGGAGUGGCAUAACAACCAAAUGGAACGCCCUCCAGUUAGUACAUCAAAGAUUAAUGAAGCAUUCUCUGCAAUUGCAUGGGAGGAACAGAGGGCAAAUGAGAUUAUGGACAUCAAAAGAAAAAUGGAAGAAGACGAGUUGAAGGACAGGAAUGACCAACCUCAUGGAACAUGGGAGGAGGUGUACAGAAAUGUCAAAAGGGUAGAGAGGUUGAAGAAUGAAUUGCAUGAAAGAGAUGACAAGGAGCUUGAGCGGACAGGUCAGCCGCUUUGUAUCUAUGAGCCUUUCUUUGGGGAGGGGACCUGGCCUUUUCUGCACCAAAGCUCUCUUUAUCGUGGAAUUGGCCUGUCUUCAAAAGGUCGAAGACCAGGAGCAGAUGAUAUAGAUGCUUCUUCUCGUCUUCCACUUCUCAACAAUGUUUACUAUAGAGAUAUUCUUGGUGAAUUUGGAGCUUUCUUUGCUCUUGCCAACAGAAUUGACCGAAUACAUAAAAAUUCUUGGAUAGGGUUUCAGUCCUGGAGAGUGACAGCAAGAAAGGCAAACUUGUCAAACAAUGCUGAAUCUGCAAUCUUAGAUGCCAUUCAAUCUCAAAAGCAUGGAGAUGCCUUUUAUUUUUGGGUUCGGAUGGAUCAAGAUCCAAGGAACCAUGCUAAUAAAGAUUUUUGGUCCUUCUGUGAUGCAACCAACGCUGGGAACUGCAGGUUAGCUGUUUUGGAGGCCUUUCAAAGGAUGUAUGGUGUACAGCUUGACCAUGAACUGAAUUCUCUGCCACAUAUGCCUAAUGAUGGAUACACUUGGUCUGUGAUGCAAAGUUGGGUUUUGCCUACACGGUCAUUCCUAGAAUUUGUUAUGUUUUCAAGAAUGUUCAUUGAUGCACUGGAUGCACAAAUGUAUGACAAACAUCAUCAAACUGGGCAUUGCAUCUUGAGUCUCCACGAGGACCGGCACUGCUACUCCCGCAUUCUGGAGUUGAUUGUGAAUGUUUGGGCAUUCCACAGCGCGCGACGGAUGCUUUAUGUCAAUCCUGAGACUGGUGCAAUGCAGGAGCAGCAUCAGCUAAGUUGCAGGAGAGGUCAGAUGUCAAUCCAAUGGUUCUCCUAUGCCACUCUGAAAAGCAUGGACGAGGAGUUGGCGGAAGAGUUCGAUUCAGAUCACCCGGACAGGAGGUGGCUCUGGCCACAUACUGGAGAGGUCUUUUGGCAAGGUCUCUAUGAGAGGGAGCGGAACAUGCGGCAGCAGGAGAAGGAGCGGAGGAAGCAGCAGAGCAGAGACAAGAUCCAGAGAAUCAAGAAGAGGGCUAGGCAAAAAUCACUAGGGAAGUAUAUAAAGCCACCACCUGAUGAUACCGGUGGCUUGAAUCACACAAGGACAGUAGAUGAGUAGCAAUUUAACCACAUACCUAGGACGAUGAUUCUUUCUGCAGGAAAUUUCGUUCAUUCUUUGUUCCGGCUAAUGUCUGAACCAAUUCCCCCUUGUGGGUGUGAAUAUUUUUGUUCAGUUUUGUUGUGCCCUCUGGUGUUUGGGUGUUUGCAGGGGCGUUGUAACAUCUUAUAUCUAGGCCAUCAAGUUGCAACCUAGGUGUAAAUUUGGGUUUCCAUGGGAGCUUUUGUUCUUCGCGCUCAAGCUUUUCUAACUGCUGCUUUGUAUUUGCAGCCUCCAUUGCGGAGACUGAAGGUCUCGUUGAACAAAUCGAGUAAAUGACUGAUGCUGUCCUAUGGUUCAACCUCA
Phragmites australis (common reed) is the source of this 3686-nucleotide messenger RNA. RefSeq lists its product as uncharacterized. The transcript has 14 exons. NCBI's taxonomy places the organism in Eukaryota, Viridiplantae, Streptophyta, Magnoliopsida, Poales, Poaceae. The coding region runs from base 186 to 3341 and encodes 1051 amino acids. Gene Ontology annotation, molecular function: glycosyltransferase activity. The record is from RefSeq and is a predicted model, not a curated record.